Messenger RNA from Ilex paraguariensis (yerba mate), 3068 nucleotides. Lineage: Eukaryota; Viridiplantae; Streptophyta; Magnoliopsida; Aquifoliales; Aquifoliaceae. The record is from the annotation of a GenBank genome assembly.
UUUCAAGUCGUUGACAAUGAGAAUCAUGUACAGGUUGUGGCUGAUGAAGCUGUUACCAACGCUAGUAGCUUGAUUGGUUGCAGUGCCCAGGACCUCAUGUUAGCUUUGUCUACCCACAGAAUCCAAGCGGGGAAGGAUAAUGUUGCCAAAAGGUUAACAUUGCAGCAGGCAAUCGAUACGAGAGAUUCGUUGGCAAAAUUCAUCUACACAAGCUUGUUUGACUGGCUUGUAGAAGAAAUCAAUAAAUCCCUAGAAAUGGGCAAGCGGCUUACUGGGAGAUCGAUUAGUAUUUUAGAUAUUUAUGGAUUUGAGUCAUUCAAGAAGAAUAGUUUUGAACAGUUCUGUAUAAACUAUGCAAAUGAGAGACUACAGCAACAUUUCAAUCGGCAUCUAUUUAAACUUGAGCAGGAGGAGUAUGAAUUGGAUGGUAUUGAUUGGACAAAAGUAGAUUUUGAAGACAAUCAAGAGUGUUUGGAUCUGUUUGAGAAGAAACCUAUUGGGCUAAUAUCUUUAUUGGAUGAGGAAUCAAAUUUCCCCAGGGCCACUGAUUUAACGCUAGUCAAUAAGCUUAAGCAACACUUGAAUGCUCAUUCUUUCUUUAAAGGAGAAAGAAGUGGAGCGUUUAGUGUCCGACAUUAUGCUGGAGAGGUAAUAUAUGAAACAAGUAGCUUUUUGGAGAAGAACAGGGAUCUGCUGCACUCUGAUACGAUCCAACUCCUCUCCUCAUGCAGUGGACGAAUGCCCCAGUUGUUUGCAUCCAGAAUGCUUAAUCAAUUCCAGAAGAUAUCCAACCCUUUAAGCCAGUUCAGUGUGAUUGAUUCUCAGAAGCAAAGUGUUGGCACAAAGUUCAAGGGUCAGUUGUUCAAAUUGAUGCAGCAGUUGGAGAACACAACCCCACAUUUCAUUCGUUGCAUAAAACCAAACAGUGAGCGGCUUCCUGGCGUGUAUGAAAAAAAUAUUGUCUUAGAGCAGCUGAGGUGCUGUGGAGUUCUAGAGGUAGUGAGGAUCUCAAGAUCCGGAUAUCCAACUCGAAUGACACAUCAAGAAUUUGCAAGAAGGUAUGGCUUCCUACUUUCGGAGAACAACGCAUUUCAGGAUCCAUUAAGUACAUCAGUUGCUGUUCUGCAGCAAUUUGAUGUCCUCCCUGAGAUGUAUCAAGUUGGUUACACAAAAUUGUAUUUUCGCGCAGGACAGAUUGGUGCAUUAGAGGACACAAGAAAACAAGUUCUGCAAGGCACCCUUGAGGUCCAAAAAUGCUUUCGUGGUCAUCAGGCUCGGCGUUACUUCCAUGAACUCAAGAGAGGAGUAAUAACCCUGCAAUCAUUUGUUCGUGGUGAAAACACUAGAAAGGAGUUGAGGCAUCAGGUUGCACAAAAAAUGGUUGAUGAGAAGCUGUGGGCAAUUGUGCAACUACAAUCUGUAAUCCGUGGGUGGUUGGCUCGAAGGCAUUUUCUUCAUCUGCAGAACACGAAGAAGUUAAAAAGUGAUACUGUAAAUUUUCUAGGAAAGACUGGCAGGAAGAUUUCAGAGGUGAAGGAUUUGACACUACAGCAAGUUCACAUUCUGCCUUUGGGUGUGGAAGAGCUUCAAAGGCGUGUUAUGCAAGCAGAAGCAACCCUCAGCCAGAAGGAAGAGGAAAAUGCAGCAUUGAGAGAACAAUUAAAUCACUUUGAGGCGAGGUGGUCAGAGUAUGAAGCCAAGAUGAAAGCAAUGGAGGAGAUGUCACAAAGGCAGAUAGCCUCUUUGCAAAUGAGCCUCACAGCAGCCAAGAAGAGUCUUGCUGCUGACAACACUGCAGGCCAACCUGGAAGGCCAGAUGGUUCUCCAUCACCCUGCUAUUAUGAUUCUGAGGAUAAUAUGUCCAUGGAAACUCAAACUCCUGGCGGAAGCACACCUAUCAAAUUUGUUAACAAUGGUUCAGAUUUUGGAGGAGGACGAGGGACUAAUGGUAUUAAUGCAGUUAGUCAUCUGGUAAAGGAGUUUGAGGAACAUAGACAGAAUUUUGAUAAUGAGGCCAAAGCCAUUGUUGAGGUCAAGCCAGCUCAGUCAGCCUCUAUAAAUCCUGAUGAGGAGCUUCGGAAACUGAAGCACAGCUUUGAGACAUGGAAGAAAGAAUACAAGAUUAGGUUACGGGAGACAAAGGCAAAACUUUACAAGCUUGGGCAUUCAGAAGAGGAAAAGUACCGCCGGAGUUGGUGGGGAAAGAAGAGCAGAAAAGCCUAGUUUUGAGCUGAUUUGAUUUUCUGCCAAAUGAACUGGUCAAAAUUCUGGAUUGCCAUUUUCUGGAACAGUCUCGUUCCUCAGUACACAUUUACGGGUGUUGGUGUUGCAAGAGGUUAGUUGAUGUGCGAGAGUGAUUGCUUGUGUGUAUAUUUACCAAUUUUUGUUACUUGGUCUUGGUGGAAAGAUUAAUUGCUUGCUCAUAGCCAAAUGGAAAGAAAGUUAAAAUCCUUCCACCCGCUUCCCUCCCGUGAACAGUUUUUGAGUCUUUCUGUGAAUAUUCUGUUACUGAUGUAAUGUAGGAAUCUGUUGUAUUUACUAGUUAGUGAUGAGAAUAGGGAAGAGAGAUGUUCAAAACACCUUUCGUUCUCUAAGAGGUAUGUGUCAUAUAUUGGAGCGUUAGGAAGUGUUUUUUUUUAUUUUUUUAUUUACCUUCUGUAAAUGUUACAUUCUCGUGUGAAUUGUAUUGUUUACCAUUUAUUUUCAUGAACAUUGAGAGUGAUGGCUUGAAGGAGAUCACAACUUGAACCAAAUCAGAUUUAUUUGGAAUUGUAACGGUACAUAAUUUAAACCUCAGGCAUGGCAGACUAAGAUAAUCUACACGAUAUGUUCUGGAUUUUUUGAUUGAAUCUGCAGAAUAUGUUCAAAACACAAUGAGAAAGUGAAAACGUGUCUAAGAUCCCGGAACAAACUUGGUGGCAUAGACCCAUGCAUUGUUGGCAACAGGGUUCUCAAGGUGAUCCAAGAGGUUCUCAAGAGGUCCUUUGCCGGUGACAAUUGCUUGGACAAAGAACCCAAACAUGGAGAACAUGGCUAGUCUUCCGUUCUUGAUCUCCUUCACCUUAAGC